Molecule: messenger RNA, 2276 nt
Organism: Trachemys scripta elegans
Lineage: Eukaryota; Metazoa; Chordata; Testudines; Emydidae
Gene: NPRL3
Product: NPR3 like, GATOR1 complex subunit
Exons: 14
Coding region: 15-1841 (608 amino acids)
Biological process (GO): cellular response to amino acid starvation; positive regulation of autophagy; negative regulation of TORC1 signaling
Cellular component (GO): GATOR1 complex
Source: RefSeq, a predicted model, not a curated record
CGGCCACUCAGCGCAUGCGCGGAACCGGAAGUCCGCCAGGCAUUGCUUCUUUAGGGCCCUUCUAUGCUACUGAACUGAGGCGUCUCUAUAGCCCGCGGCUGCCGCUCGCUCGGGGAGCUGUGAGGGAGGGGGAGUGGCGGCGCCUCCGGCUGCCUCGCGGGGAGCCGGCGCGGGGGGAUGGGCGAGAGUACCAGUCCCAUCAGCGUGAUCCUGGUAAGCCAAGGAGCAGAUAUGCUGUGAAUAGCACUAAUGACAACACAGAAGACCAAGAUGGAGACUCCAGAGAGCAAUGUCCUCUAACUGAUGAGCAAUUGGUUUCAGGAUUUUCAGAUGUCAUCCUGGCAACAAUUUUGGCUACCAAAUCAGAUAUGUGUGGCAAAAAAUUUGAGCUGAAGAUUGAUAAUGUCCGUUUUGUUGGCCACCCUACCUUGCUGCAGCAUGCCCUCGGGCAGGUAUCCAAAACUGAUCCAUCACCAAAGAGAGAGAUGCCCACCAUGAUUCUCUUUAAUGUUGUAUUUGCCUUAAGGGCCAACGCAGAUCCAUCGGUGAUCAACUGUUUACACAACCUCUCUCGUCGAAUUGCCAUAGUUCUACAGCAUGAGGAGCGUCGUUGUCAGUACCUGACCAGAGAGGCCAAGCUGAUCCUAGCCAUUCAGGAUGAAGUGUCUGCCAUGUCAGAAACAGAAGGUCCGCAAUCACCUUUCCAUCACAUUCUACCCAAGUGCAAGCUGGCCAGAGACCUCAAGGAGGCUUAUGACAGUCUUUGUACUACAGGGGUGGUGCGAUUGCACAUCAACAACUGGCUUGAAGUGAGUUUCUGUCUGCCUCAUAAAAUCCAUUAUGUUGCAACAAGCUUUAUACCUCCUGAAGCGAUUGAAAGAAGCCUGAAAGCUAUUAGGCCUUACCAUGCCUUAUUACUACUGAAUGAUGAGAAAUCGUUGCUUAAUGAGCUCCCAUUGGACUGUUCCCCGGCCCUGGUGAGAGUGAUUAAAACUACCUCUGCUGUGAAGAAUCUGCAGCAGCUGGCUCAGGAUGCUGACCUGGCAUUACUACAGGUUUUCCAGCUUGCUGCACAUCUGGUUUACUGGGGAAAAGCAAUUAUUGUCUAUCCACUGUGUGAAAACAAUGUCUAUAUGCUGUCCCCCAAUGCCAGUGUUUGUCUUUACUCCCCUUUGGCAGAGGAAUUUUCAUGUCAGUUUCCUGGCCAUGAUUUGCCGUCUGUGCUUUCCAAGUUCUCUUUGCCAGUUUCCUUAUCAGAGUUCAAGAAUCCGCUAGCUCCGCCAGUACAGGAGACUCAGCUCAUACAGAUGGUGAUAUGGAUGCUCCAGCAUCGCCUUCUCAUCCAGCUCCACACAUAUGUCUGUUUGAUGGUGCCCCCGAAUGAGGAAGAUUUCCGAGCUCAAGAUGAAGACAUGCCCUUCACUGCCAGAGUUGGAGGCAGAAGUCUAAGCACUCCCAAUGCUCUCAGCUUCGGCUCCCCAACCAGUAGUGAUGAUAUGACUCUCACAAGCCCUAGUAUGGAUAAUUCCAGUGCUGAGCUGAUACCUGGUGGUGACUCGCCAUUGAAUAAACGGAUGACUGAGAACCUGCUAGCGAGCUUGUCUGAACACGAGCGGGAAGCUAUCCUCAAUGUCCCUGCUGCACAGAAUCCAGAGGAUCUACGCAUGUUUGCAAGGCUGCUACACUAUUUCCGAGGACGGCACCAUUUGGAGGAGAUCAUGUAUAAUGAGAACAUGCGCCGCUCCCAGCUGGUCAUGCUCUUUGACAAGUUUCGCAGCGUGCUGGUUGUGACCAAUCAUGAGGACCCUGUGAUUUCAGUCUUCCAGUCCCUCUUGAAGUGACUGUGGAGUGUGGGAGGGGAACUGCUCCUCUGUUUUCAGCUCCCUCAGUCGUAAUAGUUUGUUUAUAUAAAUGUUAAUACAGGAGCAGGGUAGCAGCAGCCAGAGGUUCUACCCCUGCCAUUGACCUUCCCAGCGACCCUCAGCAAGUCACCCCUUCUCCCUCCCUUUCACCAUCUGGCUGGGGAUAUAAACCCUGACCUGCGUGUGGACAGAGCUCUGCCCUCAAGAUGCAUGGGGUGGGCUAGAGAGGCACACACAAGUGAAGCUGUUCAGUCCAGUUAGUUCCAGCUUGCAGUGUCUUCCUGAAGUCCCUACCACGGGGCUAGGGUUCCUUGCUUCCUGCGCAGGCUGUGUGUGUGGAGUUGAAGAAAGGUUUUACGUUGGUGUCGCUGAAUAAAUAACAUGCACUUCAACUGGACAUUGGUGCAGCAGAAA